AAAAGGGGGCGUUGCCAAAGCUAAAAAGUAAAUAAACAACACCAUGCUGCACGCUUUUGCUGUGGGUCUCGCUCAUUUUUCUUCUGGGUUCUAGAUUGUUGAUUGAUCUCAUUUGGAGCCUCUGGUGUAUAACUUCGUCUUUGCGAAUUAAAGCCUCCUUUUUUACUACAUAAAAGACACCACAAAACAAAAUGCGGUACGCUCAGUUGGUUAUGGGACCUGCCGGUUGCGGAAAGUCGUCAUAUUGCGCAAUGAUGCUGAAACACGCACAGACGGUGAAUCACACAAUGGAGGUGAUUAACCUUGACCCUGCCGCAGAAUACUUUGACUACAAACCUAUCAUUGACAUCCGAGACCUCAUCAAGGUUGACGAUGUGAUGGAAGAUGAGGAUCUGCACCUGGGCCCCAAUGGAGGUCUAGUAUUUUGCAUGGAGUACAUGAUCAAAAACACAGAUUGGCUCGAGGAAGCUGUCGGAGGAGGAGCAGAUGAUGACUACCUCCUAUUUGAUUGCCCUGGACAGAUUGAACUUUACACACACAUGACUGUAUUACAAGAAUUGGUAGAGCUGCUUCAGAGAUGGGAUAUUCGGGUUUGCGGAGUUUUUCUCUUAGACUCCCAGUUUAUGGUGGAUGGAGCUAAAUUUUUAUCAGGAACUACCGCAGCCCUCAGUGUGAUGGUCAACCUUCAAAUACCCCACGUCAACCUCCUUACUAAGAUUGAUCUUCUCACCAAAGCAGCCAAAAAAGAAUUGGACAAGUACCUCCUUCCUGACACCGAAGAGUUAAUGGGAACCAUGGAGAACACAAGCAAGUGGGGUCAAAAGUACUGCAAGCUGACUGAGGCGCUUGGAAAUUUAAUAGAGAACUUCAGCCUGGUGCGUUUCAUUCCUCUAGACAGGAGGGACGAAGAAAAUAUUGCAGACGUUCUUCUGAGCAUUGAUAUGGCCAUUCAGUAUGGAGAAGAUUUGGAUGUUAAAACAAAAGACUUUGAGUGCCCUGAUCCAGAGGAUGACGACUAAGAAGAUGAACAUUGUACAAGUAAUUGUAUUUACAAAUAAUAUUUAUUUUCCUUAAA
Messenger RNA from Neocloeon triangulifer, 1075 nucleotides. RefSeq names its product GPN-loop GTPase 3. The transcript is spliced from 5 exons. The record is from RefSeq and is a predicted model, not a curated record. The coding region runs from base 192 to 1019 and encodes 275 amino acids. Gene Ontology annotation, molecular function: GTPase activity. Lineage: Eukaryota; Metazoa; Arthropoda; Insecta; Ephemeroptera; Baetidae.